Penicillium lagena is the source of this 900-nucleotide messenger RNA. Its product is annotated as putative NUDIX family hydrolase. Gene Ontology annotation, molecular function: ADP-glucose pyrophosphatase activity; ADP-ribose pyrophosphatase activity. Bases 1 to 900 code for a protein of 299 amino acids. The record is from RefSeq and is a predicted model, not a curated record. NCBI's taxonomy places the organism in Eukaryota, Fungi, Ascomycota, Eurotiomycetes, Eurotiales, Aspergillaceae. The transcript has 2 exons. Gene Ontology annotation, biological process: ribose phosphate metabolic process; nucleoside phosphate metabolic process.
AUGAUCCCCCGACUCCGUCUAAGAGCGCCGCAUUUCAGCUUCCGACCAGCGACACGACUGGACCGAGCGGUCAUGUCAACCUUCACAUUUCCGGGAGCUCAAAUCCCAAUCAAGAGCACACCCGAUCUGUCGCAAGAGGACCUUCUAUCGUUUCCCGCGUUCAAAGUAUGGAUCGCAACGCUGCAGCGCUCGCUAGCUCGACAGCACCACCCAACACACGAGUUCCACCAUGAUCCAUUUGUCCUCCGGCAGAUCGACAUCCAGUCGAUUGACCGGUUUGGCGGCGGCCGGUUGGGAUUCGUGAAACUCAAGGCGGACGUGUCGAAUAGUCACGGUGAGACUUUACCGGGGAGUGUGUUUCUGCGAGGAGGGAGUGUGGGCAUGCUACUCAUCCUCCAACCGGAUGAUAUUCCCGCCUCGCAAGAGGCCGACAAGCGCGCCAUUCUGACAAUUCAACCUCGCAUUCCCGCAGGCUCACUAGCAUUCCCCGAGAUCCCAGCCGGGAUGCUAGACGACAGCGGGACAUUUGCCGGUGGCGCAGCGAAAGAGAUCCAAGAAGAGACGGGACUAUCUGUCACGCAGAGUGAACUAAUCGAUAUGACCUCUCUUGCGCUGCAGGGCAUCCCGGAGCCUGAAGAUGGCGAGACGCUUCAGCGAGCCGUGUAUCCUUCCCCCGGAGGUAGUGAUGAGUUUAUUCCUCUGUUCCUCUGCCAGAAGCGGAUGCCGCGCGCGGAGAUUGAGGGGUUGCAGGGGAAGUUGACGGGGCUGAGACAGGAAGGCGAGAAGAUCACCCUGAAGGUUGUGCCCCUGGAGGAUUUGUGGAAAGUGGGUUUGAGGGAUGGAAAGACGCUGGCGGCUUGGGCGCUUUACAUGGGUUUGAAGCAGGAUGGGAAGAUAUAG